Messenger RNA from Prunus armeniaca (apricot), 753 nucleotides. Lineage: Eukaryota; Viridiplantae; Streptophyta; Magnoliopsida; Rosales; Rosaceae. The record is from the annotation of a GenBank genome assembly.
AUGAUGCUUGAGUUUGACAUGACUGAUCUUGGGAAGAUGAGCAAUCCGGUUCUUAAUCCCAUUGUCCUAGGUUGCAAACUUUUGAGAGAUGAAGAUGGAGUAAAAGUAGACAGCACCAUCUACAAACAAAUUAUGGGAAGCCUCAUGUAUUUAACUACUAUUAGACCAGACAUGAAGUUUGUGGUAAGUCUUAUUAGCAGGUAUAUGAGUAAUCCUACUGAGCUUCACAUGGAGGCAGCAAAGAGAAUUUUAAGAUAUCUAAGAGGAACAACUGAUUUUGGGGUGUUCUACAAGAAGGGAGGAAAAGGAGAGUUGAAUGUUUACACAGAUAGUGACUAUGCUGGAGACCAAGAAGACAGGAAGAGCACCUCAGGUUACGUUUUCUUAUUCAGUUCAGGAGUUGUGUCCUGGUCAUCAAAGAAACAGCCGAUAGUAACUCUAUCUACCACUGAGGCAGAGUUCAUUACUGCUGCCUCUUGUGCAUGUCAGGUAGUAUGGUUGAGAAGGAUUUUUGAGAUGCUUGGUGAGAAGCAAGAUAGGCCUACAAUUGUUCACUGUGAUAGCAGCUCAGCAAUCAAACUUGCAAAGAAUCCAGUGAUGCAUGAACGCAGCAAGCAUAUUGACGUUCGUUUCCAUUUUCUUCAUGAUCUUAUAAAGGCAGGAACUGUGGAAAUGGUGCAUUGCAACAGUCAAGAACAAAUUGCAGAUGUGAUGACAAAACCUCUCAAGUUGGAUACAUUUGUGAAGCUGUGA